Mesorhabditis spiculigera is the source of this 675-nucleotide messenger RNA. NCBI's taxonomy places the organism in Eukaryota, Metazoa, Nematoda, Chromadorea, Rhabditida, Rhabditidae. The record is from the annotation of a GenBank genome assembly.
AUGGCGUUGAUGAUGUUCUUUUUUAUGAUUCCCGUAGGCAGCGGUCUCGGCUUUUUGUGUGGUUCUCGAAUGGGUUCAGCCCUUGGCCAUUGGCAGUGGGGUGUUCGAUUCACGGCGAUGAUUGGCGUUAUUAUCGAUCUGCUGGUGAUUGUCCUGCUCCGAGAGCCCCGCCGCCAAGAAGAUGAACCCACGAGGCCGGAACGCUCGUUUUGGCGGGACUGCAUGCAGAUUAUCAAGAUCCCGACGUACAUUCUGUCGACGCUGGGGCUGACGUGCGUCAUGUUCCUCACCGGAUCUCUCGAGUGGUGGGCGCCGACGUUGAUCGAGCACGGGAAGGCGGCCAAGUUGGGGCUGGGCGAUAGCGAUGAAUUGACGGAUGAUCAGAAGAAUAAACUACAAACCGAGUCGGCGGAUGCGUGGGUGUGCACUGUCGGGGCGCUGAUUUGCAUCCCGGCCAUGGGCGUCGGGUUCCCGAUGGCAAAGGAUCAUCUUACGGUCGCAUAUGCCCUAUUCUUCGUGGGGAUCACGGCUGCGUGCUGCAAUCUUGCCGUGGUCGUCGAUUUGCAGCUGUCGGUGAUCGUGCCCAGCCGGCGGAACACGGCCAACUCGUGGCAGGCGUUGAUCUCGGCCAUUCUGGGAGAUGCGACAGGGCCCUAUAUCGUGGGGGCGGUGAGU